AAAGAAUCCAAGAUGGCGGUAGCAGACGUGGUUAUCAAGCAAGAAGCUGUAGAUGUAGUUGAUUUGGAGGAGAGAGUCGUGCAGCUCUGUAAAGAGAACCCUAAAGGAAUAACAGACCAGAUAAUAUCACAAGAUAUGCCGAAUAUUCCGCCUCAACAAAGAGUAACAGCCAUUAACAGACUUCUUUCCAUGGUGGGUAUUCCCUCAAACCCAGGAUGGUGGAGCCCCAGGGGAAUUUUACUAUCUCGUGAUUUCCAGAGUCAACUUCUCCUUCUCUUGACUUGAAAAGCAUGUCAACUUCCAGUCCCGUAGUAAAUUCUUAUGUGGUAGUCAAGGUAUGGAUACUUUGAAGGUGUGAAUAAUUUUUUUUUCCAAUACACAGGGAAGGAUUGAACUUCUAAAAAGUGGCACACAGUUAUUGUACAGAUAUAAAGAUGCUCAAGCAGCAACGUAAGUUAAACCAAUUUCAGUAAAUGCAAAGGGAAAGAUUUUGGCUGGCUCAUCCUCGGUGUAAAAACCUGUGAAACUCAGGAUUGAUGUAAAACAAUGAAUACAAAGAAGCCACUGAGAAGUCAACACAAUAGAGAGGCCCUGCCAGGGUAAAUUCCGACAAGCGACAUAGCCCAAAAAGUAGCAACAGCGCAUAAAUUGAAAUUGAAAUCGCGACAAGAGAGAACCUCCCUCGGCCAAAUUGCAACAAUCAUUUAUAAACACUGACAAGAGACGUUUCAAAAUUCAGAUGGGUGACAUUGGACCCCCCCUCUGGCAGGGCCUCUAUAGAGCCAAGGAAAAUAAUAGCUAGAAGACAAAGAAAAACUUCACAGGUUUUUACACUGAGGUAAACUCUUUAGGCCCUACUAGAAGUAGCAGCACCACAGUUUUAAGCUAUUUUAAUCAUCUUCAUCCUCCUCCUCCUCCUCCUCCUCCUCCUCAUCAUCAUCAUCAUCAUCAACAUUAUCAUCAUCAGAAUCAUUAUUUUCACAAUCUUCAUUGUCAUGCAAUGGCUAUCCUUAGAAACAGCAUCAACAUGAUCUAUCUCUCUUGCUUUAAUUGUCACAAUAUUAUUUAUCUAUAUAUUCUCUUAAAUAUUAACAUAGUCUUAUUAAAUCAAGGAUUAACUUAAUCAACUUGUGCUUUGAUCCUGAUACAUUAUUUUUCAACAGAAAAACAAAAGGAUUUGAUGUGCAAGAAAAAUUAGUAUAUCAAAUCAUAGAAGAAGCAGGAAACAAAGGUGAUUGAAUUUUUUUGGUAAUUAUUUAUUUUGUUAAUUAUUGUUUACAUCAUUUCUUAUUUCUUCACCAAGCUUGCUGAUCCUAUCAGUAUGUAGGAAGCAUGUCAUACAUGAACCUUGUAUACUGUAUGACAAAAUCAUGAGCCCUUCGUAGCUCAGAGGUUGGAGCAUCUGACCGGUGUUUGGAAGGUCACAGGUUUAAUUACUGUCGAGGAAUCAGAUUUUUUCUUUGUCCUGUGCUCUUGACAUUUUGAUUAUGUCAUUUCUCAAAAAUAUUAACUUGCUAUUUUAAAAUACCUAUCAGAGUAUAUGGGCACAAAUCACUGUGACAUUCUCUUGGUAUUUAUAGGUAUCUGGAUUAGAGAUAUCAGAUUCAAAAGCAACAUACAGUUGACACAAGUCAACAAGAUUCUAAAAAAUUUAGAAAGCAAGAAACUCAUCAAAGCUGUUAAAUCUGUGGCUGUAAGUACCAGUAUAGAAGGUUUUAACCAGUUUCCCUGAGAAUCAAUCAGCAGAAGAUUUUUCCAAGUUGUUAUGUAGUGAUCAUAGAAUUAAAUUUUUUUAUCACCCCAGUGUGCAAAGAAAGUUUUGACCAAUAGCCCAGGACUAGUGGAUUUUGCCACAAUCAGGCCAGUGAGUUCUGUUCGUAAGCUUGCCUGAUGAGCAAGCAAAGUUUUUUGGAGACUGUAAGAAAUUUUGCAUGCAGUUUAAUUAGUUUUUUUUUUUACACCUGAUUGGCUUAAUUUCCUUAGAACACAACAACAUUCUAGAAGUAUUUCUAGUGUCCAUAGUUUUUGCAAGUUAAACAAUUUUUUGGUAAUAAGUUAUCUGCAAACUGUAUCCUUAAGGAAAAUAAAAUAUAUCUGCCAAUGAUCUUGUUCUUUAGGCAUCUAGAAAGAAAGUAUACAUGCUGUUUAAUUUGGAGCCUGAUAUAUCAGUGACUGGAGGAGCCUGGUACAGUGAUCAAGACUUUGAAUCCGAAUUUGUAGAAGUACUAAAUCAGCAGUGUUACAAGUAUCUUGAACAAAGGGUGAGACUCUUAUUGUAAUUUUCAGACCCGUUUUAAGUAUUUGUUCAAGUAAGGAUUUGAUGUUUAGUUUUUACUGACUGCUUGAUGGUGAUUGCAAUAAUAUAUUAGUAUCUUAAUAGUAUAUAUUAACACAACAAGACGGGAGAGGAAAGAAGGUGGCAGACCUGUGUGACAACAUUUACUGUGGUAUAAUAAAAGGACCAGAACACAGUUUAUGUUAAGUGAAAAUUGUCACAAAACACGCAAGUAACGUCACGUUUGUUACACAAAAUGUUUUGCUGUCCUCUUCUUUCUGUUGUCGUGUUUCAUAAGCUCAUUGUUAUUAGUGACUGUGACUGUGAUUGUUGUGAUGGUGACGAUGAUGAUGUUUAUGAUCAUGAAUGAUGCAUAUUAUACUGAUGAUGAUGAUCGCAAUGUUGAUAAUGACGACAGUAGUGGUGGUGGUUGUGGUGGUCAUGAUGAUUGCAUGAUACACAACAAAAUGUUGUUUUGCAUACCAGUCUUCUUGCUGUUUUGACACCCUAAGUUGGGAUCUGGCGUUUGUUUUUUCUGAAUGCUAUAGAAGUUAUGAUGAUAAUGUAAUGAUGACGAUGGCAAUGAUAGUGAUGAUGAUGAUGAUAACAUAUGUGAUGGUGACAAUAUUAUUGUGGUGCUGGUGGUUGUGGUGGUGACAAUGAUGAUGAUUUUGAAACACUGAAUUUAAAAAAUGUUGUCUUCAUGUACCUGAGUUAAGUAUGCAUGAGCCUAAACUAAUUCUAAUCAGACUUCUUACAGUAUGAUUUGUGCUCUUUGUAGGCUGCAGAAGCAGACAGAAUGAAUCUAAAUCCUCUAGGUAAAAGAAAUGCUUCUUAUUCGUCCUGUUAUGAUGUGUGGAAGUACAUCUCUGAAUUGGGAAUUAGCAAGGUAAAAUACAGUCCUGCAACAAUAACAGCAUCCAAGUGCAAGAGAUACUUUUUUUAAAAUGUAAUUAUCAUGGAAGGAAGACUUCAGUGUAGAAUACAUUGAACUGUGUAUGGUUGUGUUCUCAUUCUGAACAAUAAAAUUAAUUAAUUAGUCAGAGCCCAGAAAAAACCUUGAAUUCCAGUUUGUCCUUUGGGCAAUCUUGAGCUCUCUCAUUUUGCUUGCCUGGGCCCACUUAACUUGCUUGUCGUAGUCAGUAAUUUUGUCAGUGAAUAACUUGUGUGGACCAAGUAGGCUUUAAAAGUUACUUUCCUGGUAAGAAAAUCCACUUGUCCCAGACUACUGGACAGGACAUUUUUAUAGAGCCCUGUUAUUAAUAAUAUUAUUUUAUUAACAGCAUUUCAUUGCAUACAUUUUACAUGUACAUGAACCCAGGUGCAACUGUCAGAAGGGGACAUUGAAACCAUUUUAAACACAUUAGUCUUUGAUGGCAAGGCAGAGAUGUCACUCGUAGCUGAUAGCAGUUCAAACACGUCAUCAACAGGUGGACAAAAGAAACUUUUCAGGGCACUUGUGCCUCUUAUGCCGGUUACAGGACUCAUGAGGACACCAUGUGGUGUUUGUCCGGUGAGAUUUUGUUUAUCAGCUGAUACUUUUGAAAUGAAAAACUUGUAGAUUAACAAAAAUGAAGAACCUAAAGGGGCCAACCAUUUCUGAGGGGGGGAGGGUGGGGGUUAUGGUAGCCUGCGAACAGCAGACACAUUUUCAGUCGUUGUUUCUCUCCCUCCAAAUUUUCGGAGGGAGAGAAGCGACAACUGGAAAUGUGGUGUUGUGCGCAGGUUAGGGCUAUGGGUGAUUUCAGAAAAAAAUAUCCUGCAGACUGAUUUCAAGGGAAAAAUAAUCUUGCAAGGAACUAUUUGGGAAAAAAAUUUCAGCAAUGAAAAAAAAAAAUCUCUCAUGGCAUAUAAUGCUGGUAAGAAAAAUCUUACACCGUUGUAUGUUAGGGAAAAAAAUUCUAUCUCCAGAGGUUUGGGAGAGAAAAAUUCUUACACAAACCAAAUCACCCUAACCUGAAUUCAGGCCCAAUUUUAGCGGUUCUCAUACCUUCGCUCUAAUGGCUAUCACUAGAAGUUCGCCUUACCCGCCGGAAUGUUUUUUACAAAGCGAAACGAAAACUGAGCCUGAUCUGGUUAAAAUCACCCAUACCCCAUUUAUUUCCCUUUGUUUCAUUAUGUUACUCAUUAUGUUACAUUACCAUACCGCAAAAUUAACAAAGAGAAAUAAAAUUUAAACCAACAUAAUCUCAGCUGGUGAGAUAUACCAGGAUUUGCAUGCCCAAGUUGGAUUUUGUGUACAGAACGGACAAAAAUGCGAUGAAAGUGAUGUCAACUCGAACCUUUUAUUUUAAAGAUAAGUCCGUCAUUAGUUAAAUUAAUUCCCAGUCAAUUCAGAGUCAAUAAUUAUAUGAUGUGGCCAUCCUAUGGUGUGAUCAUUCAAUUGAAAUCUCUCUAACAGUACCUCUAAUACUUUCACAUGGCACCUUAAGGUUUUUGGUAUUUUACAUGAAAUUUCGGAUUUUUGUUGAAGUUUUAUUUGGGAAGCAAAACUUGUGAGUCUUACGAAGAAUUAACAUCAGUUGCUGCGAAAGGUUACGGUUAAUAUGGCUUUCUCACGGGGAUUUCUCCUCUCUGUUUCCAGGUGUCAGAUCGGUGUCGUGAAGGUGGGCCAAUUUCUCCAAGCAAGUGUGUCUACAUGAAGGAGUGGCUGUCAGAGCUCUAGUGAAGGAAGUCUUAGAAAUGGAUGAGAAGUAUUUUAUUUCAAAAGGGUAAUUUUUGUAUUAAUAUUGAGUAAACACUGCAAAGCAGUGGAUUAUGAGCUGUACAAAUACCAGGUUUUGUUACUGUAUUAAAGCUGUUAUUUAAGAGAUAUGAAUUAAAAUGAAAUGUUCUGAGGCCCAUUAUAAUAUUGAAAACUGUUGAAGCC
Molecule: messenger RNA, 5144 nt
Organism: Porites lobata
Lineage: Eukaryota; Metazoa; Cnidaria; Anthozoa; Scleractinia; Poritidae
Source: the annotation of a GenBank genome assembly